Molecule: messenger RNA, 3747 nt
Organism: Silurus meridionalis
Lineage: Eukaryota; Metazoa; Chordata; Actinopteri; Siluriformes; Siluridae
Gene: dqx1
Product: DEAQ box RNA-dependent ATPase 1
Exons: 12
Coding region: 337-2619 (760 amino acids)
Cellular component (GO): spliceosomal complex; intracellular anatomical structure
Molecular function (GO): RNA binding
Source: RefSeq, a predicted model, not a curated record
UCCACCUGUACACGGUGAGCGGAAGCAAAGAUGGCGGUGUUUCUGUAACGCAGGGAGACGGAGGAUCAACGUCAACACGCAGAAAUAACAAGAAAACAGACUUUACAGCUUUCCGUUGAAUUAAGGACAUAUUUAGUUACAGUUAUUGAAGUGUAUCUGUUUGUAACGCCGUGUAUUUCCGAUAUUGUGUUACAUUAAUAAUGACAGAGCAAUAACAACACAGGACAGGAGGAGGGCAGGAAGGCAGGAGUGCCGGAGACGAGAUUUGGGUUGUUUUUGGGUUCCCGAAAUGUGUUUCAGGUAAUCACUUCCUGAGUUCCUUUAUUUUCCGUUGCAAUGUCGUCCACCGCAACCGUCCCAGCACUCGACAACCUCUCCGUGUCCUCACUGCUGUCUGGGGAGCUGGAGGAUGGGAAUGAGGGCGAGGACGGUGAGCUGGGUGACCUGGAAGUGAACCCUUACGAUAGUUUGCCCUUCUCUUCGCGUUAUUACGCGCUGCUGGAGGAACGACGGACUCUGCCCAUCUGGGGACUGAAGUAUAAUUUGCUCGAGCUUCUGGAGACUCAUAGCAUGGUGGUGUUGAGUGGAGAGGCCGGCCUGGGCAAGAGCACACAAGUGCCCCAGUGGUGUGUGGAGUAUGCUCUCUCUCUGCAGUUUACCCAGGGCCUAGUUUGUUGCUGUCAGCCAUACUCAGAAGCAGCUUGCAGCUUAGCCAUUCGUGUCGCGGAUGAGAUGGACCUGAGUCUGGGGCUUGAAGUUGGUUACAGGAUCCCUCACGAUGACGGCUGCACACCAGACACUUUACUACGUUUUGUCACGGACACACUGCUUCUGGAGGAGAUGAUGUCGGACCCUCUGCUGAGGCGCUAUGGAGUUCUGGUGGUGGAUGAGGUGCAGGAACGCACCGUGGCCAGUGACGUGCUCCUGGGUCUGCUGCGUGACGUGUGCCGGCAGCGUACAGAGCUCCGCGUGGUGGUUCUCGCAACUCCUCCGGUGGCUAAUACCAUUGCUGAUUUCCUGGGCGAGGAAGUGCCUCACCUCAAAGCCCCCCCUGCACCAGGCCGGGCUGCUGCAGAAACGCUGUACAGAGACCAACCAGCUGGCAGAGAGCCGGCCACAGCUGCAUGCCACAUGGUCCUGGAUCUCCACCGACGAGGAGAGGAAGGAGAUAUACUUGUCUUCCUGCCCAGUGCACAGGACAUCAGUGAUUGUUCGGCUCUGUUGGAGAAGGAGUGUGUAGCUCUGAGCCCACAGCUGGGCGCGCUGCAGGUUCUGCCGCUCCACCUGAGCCUCGAUGCAGCCGCUCUGUACGUUUACACGCCAGACGGAGAUGACAGCCAAGCUGAAACAAAAGAAGAAAACAAGGCUGGACCGUGUUUAAAACGCAGGGUCAUCCUUUCAGACGCUCUGGGAGAAGCCUCGUUCUCUUUGCCCUGCAUUCGUUACGUCAUCGAUACAGGAUUGGAACUCAAAACAGUGUACAAUCCCCAGAUUCGAGCUGACUCCCAAGUCCAGCGGCCAAUCAGCAAACACCAAGCUGACGCCCGCUCUCAGAGAGUGAACAGCACAUUGCCAGGAGUAUGUUUUCGUCUCUACCCCCAAUCCCUUUAUGAAGAGGGAAUGCCUGAAGCUCGGUGUCCCGGAGUAGCUGAGGCUAACCUGAGCCACCUGGUCCUCUUUCUCAAAAGACUGGACAUCGCCGACAUGGGCCAGUGCAAGUUCCUGGAUCGGCCAGCACCAGAGGCACUGAUGCAGGCUCUUGAGGACUUGGAUUACCUGGCUGCUCUAGACGAUGAUGGCAACCUGUCGGAGGUGGGCAUCAUCAUGUCCGAGCUUCCUCUGGAGCCACCACUGGCCAGAGCCCUUAUCGCAGCCUGCGAGUUUGACUGCGUCAGUGAACUUUUGACCAUCGCUGCGAUGCUUACAGCUCCACCAUGCUUUGCGACACCUCCAACCAAUAAAGAGGAAGCAGCGUUAGCUCAUAGACGCACACUUUUGCACCAAGAUGGAGACCAUUUGACCCUUAUUAACAUCUACAAUGCCUACUUACAGCACAACGAGGACGAAGCCUGGUGUAACACUAACUUCCUGAAUGCAACUUCACUGCGAUUGGCUGUGGCUAUAAGGGCGGAGCUACUCGAGGUGAUGCAGCGAAUCGAAUUGCCUGUUUCACCGCCUGCUUUUGGCUGCCAGGACAAUACUACUAAUAUAAAACGGGCUCUCAUCUCCGGGUUCUUCCUUAAGGUUGCCCAUGAUGUGGAUGGCUCAGGGAAUUACUUACUGUUGACACACAGACAUGUGGCUCACCUACACCCCUUCUCCUCUUACUUGAGCCGACGGCCACAACCCAAUCCCCCCAGCUGGGUCCUCUAUCACGACUUCACUAUCUCUCAUGACAACUGCAUCUGCAUCGUCACUGCAGUUCAUCCGCACAUGUUGGUAGAACUAGCCCCACAGUACUAUUUGGAGAACCUUCCCCCCAGCGAAGGCAGAGACCUAUUAAUGGACAUCAGACAGAGUGUUUUCCCACCAGAGGAGCAGGAGAACGGCGAGGCUGAACAUGAGCGAUCUGGAGAGCAUCGAGACCAUCACAGUACAGAGAUGUGUGUUCUGCAGUGAUACACUCAGGGGUACACCAGACCCUCAAGUUGCACUUCGGGAUUUUCUGAGCCGAAUAUUUUACACGUAAAAAAAUAAAAUAAAAUAGAUAUAGCGGGUUUGGGUUUGGGUUUGGUGUAGCACAUAAAAGCAAGCGCUGAGCAGAAUUUAACUGUAGCUAUAACGAAUCAGAAAUGCACAAUUUCAGCUUUUACACAGCACAGAAUCUGCACAGAUUCAACUUCAGUUAGUUUCUUUCAUUUUUGCUAUGACGUGCUUGUCUUAGACCAGACAAGCUCAUGUGAUGUCUACUUGAUCCUGUUUAUGCAGGAAAAACGGCACAGAUUCAAAUACUGGAAACACUCGAGCAAUAAUAAGCAUGAUGUCAAGACCUGAGCUCUUUCUACACCUAAAUCACAAUAUUUAUAAAUCUUCUAAUGGAUGGUUUAAACUUCGAACACGUUUUACAAACACACUACAUUUAUUGAGACGAGAAUUUCAGCUUAAUCAGAUCUUAUAAUGUUUUAAUCCAGACUGUAUAUUUUGCUCUCUAUUGUCUUUUUGUGAACAGAUGAAACGCAGGUCUUUCCCCUGUCCUCUUUAAAUGGAUGUAUAAAGUAUUUUAAUUAGAAUAAUAAUUCAGGAUAACCUGAGCCUCGAGAUCCUUUUCUGGAUUCUCCUCAGGGUUGUUUACACAAACCCUUUUGUUGGACGAUGCUUCCGUUUUAUUGCCGAAGGAUGUUUUUUUUUUCUUACUAAGUACUCUUUGUAGUUCGUUUUUAUCUUUUUCUGAACAAACCCGCGGCUACUUUAGUUAAUUUAUCGAGGUUCAGUGUGUAAAUUAUAGGUGUAAAUACUUAUUCACUCAAAAAACACAACAAAAAUCUGUGCUUUAUAGGCAAGCUGUUUCUCUCUCUCUCUCUCUCUCUCUCUCUCUCUCUCCUCUCCCUCAGCAUCUUGUACACAAACCUGCUCAUGAGAUGUAGAAAUAAGACUUUUUGGGACAUGUAAUAAAAACACCACAUUUCUGCUGUUCACAGUCGAUGGGAUUCUUUUGAUCUUGCAAAGAACAUCAUUAUUAUUGUUUUAAUGUAAAGUGAAAAUAUUUCCAGCCAAAGUAAAAUAAAAAUCUGAAGUAAAUCCAAGUAA